UUGAAACCGCUUUUCAGAUUGCCUGCUUCCAGUCGAUGCCCCAACAGCUUUCAGAAAACAAGCCGCUUCUUUGAAUGUAAAAGCACCCACUGAAUUAGCAAACAACAGGAAAAGAGUAAGUCAGGCAUCAUCAGAACAGAUGAAUGACAGAAUCUCAUAUGGCAUGUCUGUGUAUAGACACACGGACACAUACUAGGAAAGACAAAACUAUAAAAAAAAGUUUAGCGUUCCCAGCUACUUUGCAAAGAACAUGUUUCCUUAAAUCACUCGAUGAAAUUUGCUGUACUUGUUAGGUUGCUAUGGCAUCUGAGCUCAUCCAACAAUAUUUGACAGAUUUUUAUCUGUGGCUCACAAACCACACUGAGCAAAUUGAAAAUCCCCGGUUACACUGGGCUUUAUAUCAUUUCCUGUGAGACAAGUCUGAAGAACAAACUUACGCAUACAGCGUGUCUGUGUACAGACAGGCUGGCAUAGCUCAUGAAGUAGGAUGACACCUGUCUGACAUAAUGCCUGGAGAGUGACAAACAUUGCAUGGGACACUCCAGUGCUUUUAUAAAAAAGAGCGGACCAGAAAAACACUUUAAUGCUGAGAGAAGACUGGACAGCCUCUUCAGAGAGAAGACAGCUGAUCGGAUCAUCUCUUUGCUGUGCACUAGGCAAAUAACUGAGAUUGCGUGUUCUUCCUUAACGCCUGAAUUUUGCUGUUUCUAAUCUUUCCCCCACCAGGCUGAUGCCGGUUGGAUGAGGCUGAGAAGACAGGAGCACUGGGUUUAAAGGAACGUAAAUGCCCGCUAAGAUGGCACUGGCCAGUUCACUUUCUAGCAAGCCAGUGCCACCGCGCUCCAGAAGUGUUUCUACAGAAGGGGUGGAAGUUCACCAGAGCAAGCUGGAUUUUUUCUGCAAGCUGGGCUAUGGUAAGCAGGACAUCUGCAAAGUGCUGGAGAACCUGGGCCAAGAGGCCCUGGAGGAUGAUGUGCUGAAAGAGCUGAUUCGGAUGGGGAGCAAACCUCAAGCUCUGGAGAGCCAGGCUCAGCCUUCCCCGCUAAAGCUUGUUGCCCGCGGCUCAUGUAGCGCUUCAUCGGGGUCGAAGUGGCUUGGAGAAGAUGAAAGCGAUUCUUCCGAUCAUUUGAGACCCAUUGUGAUUGAUGGCAGCAAUGUUGCAAUGAGUCAUGGAAACAAAGAGGUAUUCUCUUGCUGGGGGAUCCAGCUGGCAGUGAACUGGUUUCGAGAAAGGGGGCACACGUACAUCAAGGUUUUUGUCCCGCUCUGGAGAAAGGAGCCCCCUCGACAAGACAGUCCAAUUGCAGAUCAGCACAUCCUUGAAGAGCUUGAAAAGCAAUCGAUCCUUGUGUACACCCCAUCCCGGAAGGUGAAAGGCAAGAGGGUAGUUUGCUACGAUGAUCGCUAUAUAGUGAAAGUUGCCUAUGAGAAAGAUGGAGUCAUUGUUUCCAAUGACCAUUACCGGGAUCUCCAGAAUGAAAACCCCGAAUGGAAAUGGUUUAUUGAGCAGCGACUACUCAUGUACUCUUUUGUCAGUAACAGGUUUAUGCCUCCUGAUGAUCCGUUAGGUCGGCACGGACCCACUCUUAAUAACUUCCUCAGCAAACAGCCAGUGCUUCCUGAACCAAAGUGGCAGCCUUGCCCCUAUGGUAAAAAAUGCACCUAUGGCAAUAAAUGCAAAUUUUACCACCCAGAGAGACCACAUCAAGCUCAGCUCUCGGUCGCUGAUGAGCUCAGGGCCAAAAUAAAUGUCCCGUUAAGCCUGGGGAAAGAGGAGGCGCAGCGUAACCGCUCACCGUACAAGACUGGAGGAGAGCCUGCACUGCCUGCCACCUGCAUGGAAAUGCUGCGAGAAGCCAGCAGCUGCGCAGGGGCUUCCUGCAACCCAGGGUGGUCCCGGGAGAGCUGUCGUGAGCUGCCAUCCAGCGCCUGGGCUGGUGGCCCUGGCGCUGACCGGGGGCUGGACCAGCGGUUGCUACAGCCAGAGCCCCUGCGAGACCGGACGCUCCUGGAGAUGUCAGCACUGUCCAUCAGUGAUGACACGUAUGGUUACAAUCAGUCCAUACAUACCUCUCAGGACAAAGAGGUGACGAUCAACCCUCAUGACUGCGGUGACCUCAGGCACAGCCCAUACUUGUUUCAUCAUCCCCACAGGUCAGACCACACCUGCCUACCAGGACGCCCUUUCCAGCAAACACUGCUCCCUCCUGCGCGCCAUGGGAUGCGCCCAGACCACAGCUGGCCUCAGGAACGCUGUGGCAUGCACGGCGUGGGUCAGAGGAGCUGCUACGUUCCUGACCGCGCUCAGCACCAACAGGUCCUGGAGACUCAGCAUGGUGUUUUGCCACAGCCCACAGCUUUUCCCCCUGACCCGCUUCAUUUGUACAGCGAGCAUCAGCUGCAGCAGCAGCACCGUUUCCCCAGCCGGCCCCCACGGCAGCCCUUUCUGUUAGACUCCAGCAAAGGGCUGGGCUUCUUCCAGAAAUCCCAUGCUUACCCCAGUGGUCCUUAUGGUGACUACUGGCUCACCCCAACUGCAGGGCCACCUUCUGCCCAGCAAGCAAACAUACAGAGGGAGCUGUGCUCCCUCUUCCCUUACAGCGAGGUGAACCACAUCAUGGCUUUGUACCCUGAUAUCAAGGAUAUUGCUAGCUUGACUUUACUGAUUCAAAGACACAGAAACUUGUGAAGCCUCCAGAGCAAACCUUUCCCAACAAGCACACAUCCUGGGGCACAAAGCUGAGGCUUAACUAAGUGUUAUUAAAGGGCUUUAUGGCAAGGAUUAUAGCUGUUCCAGGAGCACAAGCCUAAGUGGCAACCAGCUAUGUUGCCUGGGGCAUCAGGUCAAGGCAAAGGCUGCUGCUCACUGCAGAGGGAUCUCUCUCAUCUCCCAUGGAAGUGAGUGGGAGGGCUCAGGGUAACUGGGCUGUCAGUAUUUGAACCUCGCUGGUGACUGGUUUCAGGAUGGCAAAGGUCUUCAUUAAUGCCUUGAAACACUAGACAUGUUUUCAAAGUCUUAACUUACUGUUCAACUACUGUAAAAGCACCCCAUGUGCUCCCCAUGUGCCGGUAACGGGCUGUCCAUAGACAGCAGUCACAGGGGCAUGACUGCUUGCUCAGCUAGCACGUAAGAGUAAUUUGGCCCAUUUACCUGACCUGAGCUCUCUGCUAGAAGGCAUCUUCAGGGCCGUGUUAUUGCCUUCUGACUUUCAAAGAUACAUCUUGUGCUUAUAAACCAAUAUAUAUGCUAGAGAAGCACUAGAAGAAGUGGUGGAGAUACUCCAGAGCACCUGAAGAUAGCCACAGGUACAUUUCUCAGGGAUCAUGCACAAUAUAAGCCAAACCAGGGAAGUUGUCUGCAGUAUAAGUCCUGAUGUGGACUGAGGGUUCAGGGUCAUUUCUUUGUUUUUGAAUUAACACAGAUGAUACCAAGGGGGGGGGGGGGGGGGAAAGCUUGAAACUAUCUGUUGUAUCGAACAAGAAAACUAUUGUUAACUUAACCUUUAAUUACCAAAUGUGGUCCCAUAAUGCAAUUAUACAACUGAUCUAUGAUUACGAACAUCUAAACUCCGUUCUGUUGGGGCACAUUUGAUUUUCAGUAAGCUGUAAAGCUGCUAAUCUCUGCAUUAUUCCACUGAAUUCUUCAGUUUAUAAUUCAAAUAUUAAGGUUGAUCUUGAAAGUUUUUGGCAUUAUACCAAAGUUCAUGUAUGUCAAUGUGACAUGUUUUAAAAAUGCUUUAACACAUUAUAAAAUGGCCAUCUAGGAUACUCUAUGAUCUGAAUAAUGUUGUGGUUUUUUUUUUUUUCUUUUUUCCAUUCCUCUUAGCACUGAUGCUUCAUCAAGUCCAACAUUCAGGUGGGAUUUACAAACUGUCUGACUCUGCAGCAUCUCUGUUAGGUUCUUCUCUGAAGCGCAGUCAGUGAUGUUGGUCCCAGGCAGGAAUUAAACAUGGCCCUCACUGCCAACUCUGAAUUCUCUUGCUCUCAAAAAGAUGACUAGGGAGUAGUGAUGUACCUUUAGUGACAUUAUCACAUGAUGCAUUUUUGAAAGUAGUAAUAUUUUGACCUGUUUCCCUUAUGGAAACUGCCAACAGCUCUUUUUUUUUUUUGUGGUGGUGUUUAAAGAAUCUUCAGGAAAUAAGUACACUGUAUCAGUUCAAUCUCUUACGGCCAUGUGCUUGGCUCCAAGAGAUUCUAAUUUAGCGUCUGGAGGUAUGACUUAUCUUCACAGACGAUGGCAGUGUUUUCCAUAUGUCAUGAAGUUUUCACUAAUUCUAGUUUCUAUAUUAUGCCUAUAACUGGAUUCACCAGAAUGGCUUAUA
This is a messenger RNA of Phalacrocorax carbo (great cormorant), 4322 nucleotides long. NCBI's taxonomy places the organism in Eukaryota, Metazoa, Chordata, Aves, Suliformes, Phalacrocoracidae. The record is from RefSeq and is a predicted model, not a curated record.